AUGUUUCCUUUCUUUUGUAUAUCAAUUUUUUCCAUGUGUCCUUGUAUACACAUCUCUCCCCGACAGUUCUACUCCUUUUCUUUUUUUUUCACCAUAUGUCUUUCUUCUUUUUCUUUUUCUUUUUAUGGUUGUCCCUUCUCACACUUUCUAAUUCUUUCUCUUCUUAUUUCCUUCCAAUUUUCCUUCUCUUUCAUUUUCUUUCAGUUUUUUUUCAACAUCUCUUUCUUUCCUUUAACCUAUUCCUUCACUCUCCUUCUUUGUUUGCUCAUCCCUUUUUAUUCAUUAUGUUUCACACCUUUCUUUUUUCUUUUCUUUCUUUUUUCUUUUCUUUUCUUUCUUCUUUCUUUUCUUUCUUUUUUCUUUCUUUUCUUUCUUUUUUCUUUUCUUCUUUCUUUCUUUUUCUCAAUAUUUGACUCUCACUUGAUGCCCUCCUUCUUUUUCUUUUCUUCCAAAAUUCUUCCAAAAUGUUUUACAUCAGUAUUCUUCUUUAUUAUUUUUUACUUUCCUUUCUUUUUAUUUUCUCUUUUCUGUCUCUUUACUUUUAGUUUUUCUUAUUUUUCAAUUAGAAUGAUUCGACAGAUUUUCUUUUUAUUUCUUUUAUAUUUAAUUUUCAUAUUUCUAUUAAUAUUCUCUACUCACACUGUCUUUCUAUGUCCCUCUCUGUUUUAUUUCCCUAUUCAAUUUCAGUUUUCUUUUUUCAGUCAUCUGCCAACCAUUUUUUAA
Molecule: messenger RNA, 723 nt
Organism: Acanthosepion pharaonis
Lineage: Eukaryota; Metazoa; Mollusca; Cephalopoda; Sepiida; Sepiidae
Source: the annotation of a GenBank genome assembly